This is a messenger RNA of Schistocerca serialis cubense, 639 nucleotides long. RefSeq lists its product as uncharacterized. NCBI's taxonomy places the organism in Eukaryota, Metazoa, Arthropoda, Insecta, Orthoptera, Acrididae. The transcript has 3 exons. The coding region runs from base 1 to 639 and encodes 212 amino acids. The record is from RefSeq and is a predicted model, not a curated record.
AUGGAUAUUCAUGUUCUUCAAAGUCAGCCCGCCCAGAAGGUCGCGUUUAAAGACUCUUCCACGGUUCGUGUGGGUAAUAAACUUGUUCGCAAUAAGCCACCCACCCAGCCCUCUGCUAUGCGACCCAAGCAUUUGGUUCGCGGCGGGUUCCAGCCGCGCCUUCCGACUUCGCUGCCGCCCCCAGGGCAGCAGCAGCAGCCGUCGCCGCUACCACGCCGACAGCCCGUCCCGUUGAUGCCUCCCGUGCAGCUUCAUCCGGGAGCGCCCCAGGUGGUCGCUCCGGCGCCUGUGGUCCCUCUUCAGUCGCCACCGCCUUCGGAGCUGAUGGACGUCGACCCCUCAGCCGGGCCGCCUUCCCAAGCGGUGGCUGUGCAGCCUGUCCUGCAGCCGCUUUCCUUGGGCACCCCCAAGGAGUCUGACACCGCAGAGCCUUGUCCGGCGCCCACUCAGCAGCCGUCGACGCAGCGUCAGGAGCCGCUGCCUCUCUUCGUGGGUCCCGACGCCCCGUCGCGUCCAAACACUGCCAGGGUACAAUUUCGUGACACUACAGUCAAUGAUAAGCCCAACCAGCUCUUCGGGGCAACAUCCAGUGAGAUGUUUCCCAGAAGAAAUAGGAAGAAUGCUCCCGAGACAUGGUAA